UAUACACUCAACAACAAACAACACAGCAACACUCGUUGGUUAGGGAGAGAGACAUAUGACAUAUUUUAUUCAUUCUAGAGUAUAUAUCAUGUUUCUAUGUUAUUAAUAUUGUUUAUUAUGUCAUAUUAGAUGAAUUGUGCUAGAUAAAUAAGCCGUAGAGUUGAUAGUGUCAUAUUGAAGGACUAUCUUGUCCUGCCUCCAAACAAACUCUCCUGCCUCUCUCAUAUUUAUUUAUUUAUUUAUUUUAUGUCUUUGCAAACAGUACAUUGAGAUUUUGUAUUUACAAUAGUGGGUUGCAAUGUAAAGAGAGCCUCUAUUAUGCCUAGGCAUUAUGGGCCAACUUAACAUUAUUGGCUUACAGUCUACUUAAUACUAAGGAGUGUAUCAUAGUUGUACAGUAGGACAGUAAUUAUUUCAUAGUUGUACAGUAGAAUAUUAAUUAUAGAUGAAUCAAAAUUUGUAUAAUACAAAGAUAUAUUUGUAUUCGAAAAUGCUUUUUGUGAAAACAAUGAUUCAAUUAUAUUCCUGUCAACAAUGGAUAAAAGGUUCAAUGUGAUUGUUUCAGUUAUGACGUGGGAGUACAUAGAAACUAUGUGUGGUAAUAUUGGCUGCAGGAGAGAGACUGAGGCUAAGGUUCACUCUGUGGAUACCUGGCGACCUGCACAACUGUCUCCACUUGCAUCACUGCGAAGGUUCUUCAUUGGAGGGUGUCAGCUGAUGUCCGACUCUUCCUACCUUGCUGUCGGAAGCAAUUCUGAGAAGAGUCGAGUGAGUCGCCUCGGAUUCCGCACCUUGAGCAGCGGCAGGCUAGAACUGAGAGCAAGUACUGUAGCACAGGGAGACUUGGCUGAGACAGAAUUUGCGGUACAGAGGGAAGAUUCAUGUGCUUGGCAGCUGUCAACUCGAGCAGUAAUCGAUGCUUUUAAUAAAUCCCGGCAGAAACUACGAGCAGCUAAACAGGGUCUCUCAUGAAUACCAGACUUGAGAUACUGAUGGCCAGUUAUUGUGACUUCAGAUUCUUGGAAGCCAUUGCCUACAAGUCAUGGCCUCCAUUACCUCACCAUCUUGUUCUAAGAAAUCACCUAAAUGGCUAUCGUCAGCAUGUAAUGUAUGAAGGAUGUGGGAAAGGUUAUAAAGAAAAUCCUACGUAAUAUAUGCACAAAGGGCAAGAACAUUGAAUUCACAUCAGCAGUCAUUAUAAUUCAAUCAACUCUCAGAUUUCGUCACUAGGAGUGCAAAAUGUAAACAUUUGGAACUCGAGGAGAAAUUGAGCUAAAAAUAUUUGGAUGUAUUACGUCUGCCUCCCAAAAAGGAUUCAGUGCCAUACAUCUGUGUGCAAGGAUAUGACAGAUAAAGCUUUAGAAUCAUUGGCUGUUACUGAGCAAGUAGCUUCCCAGCUAGCCAAGUGUUUCUAUUUUAAGAAAUUGCUUUUAACAAAGAAGUCAACUUUAGUUGAAACACCAUCAGAUAGGCCCGAGAUGGUUCAUUCCCAGGUGGCAGUGCCUGAGCUUUACAGGAAUUAAGUUCUUAGCUUGGCACAUGAUGUACCCACAGUAGAGCACCUUAGCAAUAGUUGUGACCAGUGGUGGCUUGUAGCACCAGUAAUACCUAUACUAUUGUACCACAUCAAACUUCUAUUUUUAAUCAUUUUUUAUCUUGUUUCAACAAAAAAUUAAAAAUUCACAUAUAAAUACACUGAAAGUUACAACAGAUUUUUCCUGUAAUAUAUUUGUCAGUUGCAAGUUAUUUUAGCAUAAGGUUGAUGAAGUCAUGCGUCUGGCAGUGAGCAUCUGGGGGGACUGCAGCUCCCACCUGGUUGUGACACUUUCAGAACUCUUCAACCACUUUAGGUCACUCAGCACUCAUAGCCAUAAAAACAUAUAUAUAUACAACAUAUUAUUGUGAUCAUGAAUGAGUGGUAUUGAUCAAUAACAACACUGC
Molecule: messenger RNA, 1941 nt
Organism: Cherax quadricarinatus
Lineage: Eukaryota; Metazoa; Arthropoda; Malacostraca; Decapoda; Parastacidae
Source: RefSeq, a predicted model, not a curated record